Molecule: messenger RNA, 579 nt
Organism: Leptosia nina
Lineage: Eukaryota; Metazoa; Arthropoda; Insecta; Lepidoptera; Pieridae
Source: the annotation of a GenBank genome assembly
AUGGCGUCCCAAGAUGAAGUUGACGUCUGUGAAAGUUGGGAGGAUAUGGACGAAAUUGGCUUAGAGCACAAGAUACAUCUCAUGUCCACUGUGCCUCCAGCCACAACACUAAGAACUUGCAAGGUUACGAACGUAAUUGUGGAAGAUAGCGCGUGUAUAGGCCCACAGUGUAUAAUGCCAGAGCCAGCGAUACGUAUAUUAAAGCGGCCUUCCUCCACGGCUGGGGGUCAGCUCAAUGGAGAGAACAGAGCUCGUCCAGUUAAAACUUUAGAACAGAGACAAAAAGAAUAUGAAGAAGCAAGAUUACGUAUACUUGGGGAAGCGAGGAGUCCAGAAGAUGUCAUUGACGAUAAUCUGACCCGGUUGCAAGACAAACUACAAGCAAACAAUUUGAGUGACAAUGCAAAGUCGUCAAAGAACUGUCAAAACGAAACCAAAGGAAAAGAGCGGAAGGUACUCGCAAGGCUAUCACCUGGUGCUGCUGCAUCAGGUAUAUUUCCGUCCCCACCGCCUCCCGGUGUACUUGUGAUACGGACGCCACGGGGUCCAGAUGGAACCAAAGGCUUUAUACGGAGGUAG